Molecule: messenger RNA, 132 nt
Organism: Debaryomyces tyrocola
Lineage: Eukaryota; Fungi; Ascomycota; Pichiomycetes; Serinales; Debaryomycetaceae
Source: the annotation of a GenBank genome assembly
AUGUAUACGGAUUCUCUUCAAGAGACUAUUGAAGCAUGGUGGAUUGAGCAUAAGGCAAUGAGAAGAAAAGAAAGAGAACUUCAGCGGAAUGAAAGAAGGAGAGAGUUGGAAUUGCAAAAAAGGAAACAUUAG